Molecule: messenger RNA, 1116 nt
Organism: Penicillium daleae
Lineage: Eukaryota; Fungi; Ascomycota; Eurotiomycetes; Eurotiales; Aspergillaceae
Product: alpha-hydroxy acid oxidase
Exons: 8
Coding region: 1-1116 (371 amino acids)
Molecular function (GO): oxidoreductase activity; FMN binding
Source: RefSeq, a predicted model, not a curated record
AUGUCACAUCGCGGUGAAGCACUUCAUCGAGAUGUCUGCUGUAUUGAGGACCUCAAAAAGCUGGCCUCGAUGAAACUCACCAGAAUGGUGAGAGAUUACUAUAACGAGGGCGCGAUGGACAUGAUCACUCUCCGCGAAAACGAAUCCGCCUUCGACCGCUACAAAAUCCGUCCCCGAAUCCUCGUCAACGUCGACACCAUCGACACAACCACCGAGAUUCUCGGCAGCAAGGUUUCCCUCCCCUUUGGUUUCAGUCCCGCCGCCUCACACAAGCUCGCCCACCCAGACGGUGAACUUGCGACUUCGCGCGCUGCGGCCAAGUUUGGCAUUUUCAUGGGUCUGUCUUCGUAUGCGACGUAUUCAUUGGAGGACGUUAUUGCGCAGGGUAUGGGAAACCCCUAUGCAAUGCAGAUGUGUGUUUUGAAGGACCGGGAUAUUACGAUUCAGCUAUUGGAGAGAGCGGAGAAGGCUGGGUACAAGGCGUUGUUCCUGUCUGUGGAUGUACCUGUACUUGGCAAGCGAUUGAACGAGUACCGCAAUGAGUUCCGUAUCCCGGAGGAUAUGGAGUACCCCAACAUUCUCAGCAGUGGAGCUGAUACAUCUGAUCGUACUAAUUAUGGUUUGUUCUUGAGGGUAUCCGAGUCUGGAUUGGGAGACGGCAAUUCCUUGGCUGCGACAGCAUACCUCGCUGCCGAUUUGGCUCAAAGGAGUGUGCUCCCCGAGGACGUGGAACUGGCCAUUAAGCACGGCAUUGACGGGGUUGUGAUCUCCAACCACGGUGGUCGCCAGCUUGACGGCAUGCCUUCGACUCUUGAUGCCCUCCGGGUAUGCGCGCCUGUUGCUCGCGGACGGAUCCCCAUUACCAUUGACGGCGGCAUCCGUCGUGGCUCUGAUAUUUUCAAGGCGCUGGCGCUGGGAGCCAGCUAUUGUUUCUUGGGUAGAAUUCCCAUCUGGGGCCUGGCUUAUGAUGGACAAGAAGGAGUCGAACUUGCUAUCAAGAUAUUGCGCCAAGAAUUGAGGAUUACCAUGGCGUUGGCGGGAUGCCGUACUAUCCAGGACAUUCAGAAAUGCUAUCUUUCGGUGCUGAAUCCCGACGGCAUUCUUUCCAAACUGUAG